This is a messenger RNA of Ziziphus jujuba (common jujube), 2475 nucleotides long. RefSeq names its product probable (S)-N-methylcoclaurine 3'-hydroxylase isozyme 2. Lineage: Eukaryota; Viridiplantae; Streptophyta; Magnoliopsida; Rosales; Rhamnaceae. Gene Ontology annotation, molecular function: iron ion binding; monooxygenase activity; heme binding. The coding region runs from base 926 to 2356 and encodes 476 amino acids. The record is from RefSeq and is a predicted model, not a curated record. The transcript has 3 exons.
AUAAAUAUACAAUAAAGUUAAUAUUUUUUUUUAAAAUAUCAUUUGCAUACAACAUAGCAAAGCUAAAAUAUAAAGUUGAUUUUUUUUAAAAAUAUCAUUUGCAUACAACAUAAAUAUUUUUUUAUACAGAUAGUAUAUAAUAUACAUAGAAAAGCUGAUAUUUUUUGAUGCGGUCUAGUGCAACUACUUUUAUAUAUAUAUAUAUAUAUAUAUGUGGUGAUAGGGCCAAUUGUGUUAUAGUUAUUUGCUCUUUCGACAGCUGCAAAAGAUAUACAAUGACACGUCCGCUGAGAACAGGUAAGUUUAAGAUUUUUUUUCUUGCGGGGACCUUUAAGAAUUAUGAAACUUUUUUUACUCCUUUGUUUAUUUACAUAAACAAUAAGAGUCUGUUAACCUAUAGGGUUCUUUAUGAUAGAUUUUUUUCAAAAAAAAAGGAGUUUUUAUUACAAAAUGGAUGAUUGUUUGAUUUUCAAUAAAAAAGUAAUGCGAAUGUUAAAAGUAAAACAAAAUCGAUACCUUUUUCUUGGCUCAGAUGCUUGUACCCAUCUAACCGUGUGGAUUAGAUUAAUCAUAAAUAUAACAUUCAUUUAUUAUACCAAUGUUACAUUUUACCUUUGAUGAACCAACCAAAGAAUAAUAAUGCAUGUACAGGGCGUUUUAAUAGCAUAAGGACAUUUAUCAUGCGAAGAAAAUCCAACAUGGAGUCGAUGACGAGAUCUAUGCUAAACCCUUAUCAAAUUAGGACAUUCUUCGCUGCUUACAUAUAUAUAUAUAUAUAUAUGGUAUGGAUUCAAUACAUUUUAUUAUAGCUUCAACCUUAUCAAAUUAGAACAUUCUUCGCCGCUUACAUAUAUAUAUGGUAUGGAUUCAGUACAUUUUAUUAUAAGCUUUUAUAUCUAAGUUUCUAGUAUACUGAUUAGGCAGAAUGGGAGCUUUUUCUUGCCCCUUACACUCGACCCAAGUGGUCUCAUCUUUUACUGCCAGUGAAUUUAAUAUUUUCCAUCUACUUUUUCUUCUGAUAAUAUUUGUCUUCCUCAAGUACGCUGGCUCUCUAUUUUCAGAUAGAGAAUUGCCUCUUCCACCAGGUCCAAAACCAUGGCCUAUAGUUGGCAAUUUUUUCCUUAUGGGCAAAAAGCCUCACAUCUCAAUUACCCAAUUAGCCAAACACUAUGGCCCUCUAAUAUCUCUAAGGCUAGGCACUCAACUCCUUGUUGUUGGGUCUUCCCCAGUGGCUGCCACAGAAAUCCUAAAGACCAAUGGUCGUCUACUCUCGGCUAGGAACCAACUGUUCUCUGCCAAGGCUAUAGAGUUGCAGGCCAUUUUGAGGGAAAAGAAAGUGAAUGAAAUGGUUGAAUUUUUGAGGACCGAAGAAGGGAAAGUGGUAGAUAUUGGAGAGGUUGUGUUUACCACAGUUUUUGAUACCCUUGCUAACCUUUUUUUCUCGAGGGAUUUCAUUGGGUUUCGAAACCAAGGAAUUGCAAGUGAAUUGAAGGAACUAAUUUGGAGGAUGAUGGAAUUGGGGACUACUCCAAAUAUUGCUGAUUUUUAUCCUCUAUUUUCGAGGUUGGACGUCCAAGGUCGAAGAAAAAAAGCCUUAGGUUGUCUAAAUGAAAUGUUUGGUGUUUGGGAAUUUCUUAUCAAGGAAAGAAGAGAAGGUAGUCACGGACAUAGCAAUAUAAAACAUGGGGAUUUUCUUGAUGUUUUUCUUGCAAAUGGGUUCACUGAUGAACAGAUCAAUGUCUUGUUUCUGGAACUAUUCACUGCAGGGACAGACACUACCACUUCAACAAUAGAAUGGGCAAUGGCAGAGCUGCUUAAGAACAGAGAAGCAAUGAAAAGGGUACGCGAAGAACUCAGAAGAGAAAUCAAAGGAGACUCCAUUGCAGAAUCAAAUAUCUCUCAGCUUCCUUAUUUGCAAGCAUGUAUUAAGGAAACACUAAGAUUACACCCACCAGUACCAUUCCUUCUUCCACGUAGAGCUGUGGAGAGCUGCGAAGUUAUGAGCUACAGAAUUCCGAAGAACUCUCGCAUAUUUGUGAAUGUUUGGGCAAUUGGACGCGAUCCCAAAAUCUGGGAAUGCCCAUUAGCUUUCAAACCUGAAAGAUUUAUGGUUGGUUCGAAAUUGGACUUUAAAGGUCACAACUAUGAAUUUUUACCAUUUGGUGCAGGAAGAAGAAUUUGUCCUGGACUUCCAAUGGCUAGUAAACAAGUUGCUCUGGUUCUAGCAUCUUUGAUACAUUUCUUUGAUUGGUCACUAUCCAAAGGUGAAGAUGUUGCAGAGUUAGAGAUGAACGAAAAGUUUGGAGUGACAUUGCAAAAGGAAGAAUCUUUGCUAGCUAUACCUAAAUAUAUAUAAUAAACUAUGUAAAAAUAAAAUUAAAAAAAAAAAAAAAACACUGAAAUGUUUUUUUUCGAUGAAUGUAAAAAAACGAAUAUUGUUUGUUAAGGUUUUUUGUGGUUUUCUCUUUGAUUUGA